CAAGGUCAAAGUUCAAAAGGUUAAAAGUUCAUCAACACAAUGGCUUUAGCAAAGGGUAUUCUCUCUCCUGCACUCAGAGCUAGAGGCACACACUUACAUGCCGUGAAACACAAUACACGAUGGCUGUCACUGUCUCCAUUGUCUAGAGCUGCCCAGUUCUUUGCGAGCACUACGGAGUGUGUGCAUGACAUUCCUGAUGGAGCCAGACUCCUGGUGGGUGGGUUUGGAUUGUGUGGGAUACCAGAGAACCUCAUCGCUGGUCUACAGCAGAGAGGGGUCAAGGAUCUCACCUGUGUCAGCAACAAUGCCGGAGUGGAUGAUUUUGGACUCGGUCUACUGCUCAAAUCUUGUCAAGUCAAGCGUAUGAUUGCCUCCUACGUCGGUGAAAAUGCCGAGUUUGAGCGACAAUACCUCUCCGGGGAGCUAGAGGUAGAGCUGACCCCUCAGGGCACUCUGGCUGGUAGAAUACAAGCCGGUGGUGCGGGGAUACCAGCCUUCUACACACCCACUGCGUACGGUACCCUCGUACAUCAGGGAGGGUCCCCCAUCAAGUACGAUGCGAGUGGUGAGGUGGUUAUCAAGAGUGAGCCGAGAGAGCACCGAGUGUUUGGUGGACGUGACUAUAUUCUUGAAGAGGCCAUUACCGGCGACUAUGCUCUUGUCAAAGCUUGGAGAGCUGAUAGAAUGGGCAAUGUACAGUUCAGAAUGUCUGCUAGAAACUUUAACCUGCCCAUGGCCAAGGCUGCCAAGGUGACAAUAGUUGAGGUUGAGGAGAUUGUGGAGGUGGGGGAAUUCCCUCCAGACAACAUCCACCUCCCCUGUGUCUAUGUACAGAGAGUGGCCGUCGGAGAAAAGUACGAGAAGAGAAUUGAGAAACGAGUUGUGCGUGCACGUAAUGGAGUGGGCGUAUCUCUCGGCUCAGGGAAAGGGGCGGAGCUUCGUGAGAGGAUCAUCAGGAGAGCUGCUCUGGAGUUCAAGGACGGGAUGUACGCUAACCUUGGUAUUGGCAUGCCCAUGCUGGCUAGCAACUUUAUCCCUGAGGGGAUCAACGUGGUCCUACAGAGUGAGAACGGUGUACUAGGAUUGGGUCCCAGUCCGUAUGAGGGAGAGGAGGACGCUGAUCUAAUCAAUGCUGGCAAAGAAACAGUCACUCUUAUCCCGGGAGGUUCCUACUUUUCUAGCGAUGAAUCGUUUGCUAUGAUACGAGGAGGGCACAUUGACCUGACGAUGCUCGGAGCUAUGCAGGUGUCACAGUACGGAGAUCUGGCCAACUGGAUGAUACCAGGCAAGAUGGUGAAGGGCAUGGGAGGGGCUAUGGACCUGGUCUCUAGUCCGAGGACCAAAGUGGUCAUCACCAUGGAGCACACUGCCAAGGGAUCUCACAAGAUAGUGUCCGAGUGUGGUCUUCCAUUGACUGGCAAGAGCUGUGUGGACCUCAUCAUCACAGAUAUGGGAGUAUUUGAGGUGGACUCCACCAAUGGUCUAACUCUGACUGAACUAGCCGAUGGUGUUUCAUUGGAAGAUAUCAGAGCAGCUACUGGCUCCACUUUCAAGGUGUCUGAUGGCCUGCAGCUCAUGAGACAAGUGUAGCCCCACCCACAACAGAGUGUAGCCCCGCCUUCCACAAUAAACUGUCCGUUUUAAUGUCAUUUCUUGUUAUCACUACCCACUCAUUUUGUAUUGAUAAAUUUCGUGUAUAAAUUGAAAAUGUGCCAAUGAGAA
This is a messenger RNA of Halichondria panicea, 1722 nucleotides long. RefSeq names its product succinyl-CoA:3-ketoacid coenzyme A transferase 1, mitochondrial-like. Bases 40 to 1590 code for a protein of 516 amino acids. Gene Ontology annotation, molecular function: succinyl-CoA:3-oxo-acid CoA-transferase activity. Gene Ontology annotation, biological process: ketone body catabolic process. Gene Ontology annotation, cellular component: mitochondrion. The record is from RefSeq and is a predicted model, not a curated record. Lineage: Eukaryota; Metazoa; Porifera; Demospongiae; Suberitida; Halichondriidae. The transcript is spliced from 12 exons.